AUGCUUGUAGUCUGCUUAUCGCCAUUUUUCUUCAUGGGUCUAUUCGAGGAAUGUGCAUUCUACUUCGUUUUGGAAACAUUGCAGUUUACAUUUGGAAUGACUCAGUGUGGAACAUUAUUUGUCACACACUUCGACUUUUAUUUUACUGCAGCAAUUUUUGCUGCUAGUAGCUCACUUGAUCUCCUCACUGCUCUUGGCAUAUAUCGCUAUUCUCAGGACAACGUCCUCAGUGCUAGACAAUUUAGCAAUAGCGACGUCAUUUUCUUCUUACAGUGCUGUGCAUCCAACGCUACACUGAUUGUAGGUUUUCUUCUCAUUUAUUAUUUACAUGCAAUAUGUCAUGAUCGUCUUGGUGCUUUCCUAACGACUACAUUUAUUAUGCAAGUCACUCACUUCUUAGACGGGAUGGCCGUCGUGUUACUAAAUCGUAAUAUACGUGCCAAUAUUUUCACACCGCACAAGCUUCUACAAUCGCAAAACACUUCUGUACAUCGCUGGUCAACAUAG
Molecule: messenger RNA, 507 nt
Organism: Cylicocyclus nassatus
Lineage: Eukaryota; Metazoa; Nematoda; Chromadorea; Rhabditida; Strongylidae
Source: the annotation of a GenBank genome assembly